Drosophila melanogaster (fruit fly) is the source of this 1124-nucleotide messenger RNA. RefSeq lists its product as uncharacterized. The record is from RefSeq and is marked reviewed. Gene Ontology annotation, molecular function: serine-type endopeptidase inhibitor activity. NCBI's taxonomy places the organism in Eukaryota, Metazoa, Arthropoda, Insecta, Diptera, Drosophilidae. The transcript has a single exon. The coding region runs from base 372 to 776 and encodes 134 amino acids.
CAUAAGAGUUAGAAUCAAGUCUUGCCCAAGAUUAGAAUUUAGGAUUGAGUUAAAGAUCUGCGCCGUUCGUUACCAAACUCUAUCUGCCUUUAGACUAAUUUUAAGUCAGAACGGCAAAGUAUGACUUCGCCUGUUCCCUUGAUUCACUUUAAAGUAUUCAAAUUAUUUGGUAGCUCUAUCAAUUGUGAUAUGAGCCGUCACAAUAAAAACCGACAAAGUUAAUUAUGGAAAUUAUUUGAACAACUGCCGUCGCUGUGGAUUGGCGCACAGUUGUCUAUUUAAGAGGCAAGGAAACUGGACUGCCGUGAAUACAGUUGAUCGAUAGGAGCCAAAGCAGUAUGUUUUACGCAUUCAUAGCACUUGUUUUGGCCAUGCUCCACCUGUCAUUCGCAGUACAGGUGCAAACGGAGCACACCAUUGUGGAGGAAUGGAGCUGGCAAGACCAUCACAGCAACAGAGACUUGGGAAGCUAUAACUACUACACAGCUCUAGAUUAUGAUCAAAAUUUCGACGGUGAUGAGAAUUCAAACGAUAAUGAAUAUGAAGAGGAUGAUGGCAGGGCUACUGCCGCCGGCUUGGACCGGGAUGAGGAUCCGUGCGAGCGCAGCUGUCCCCGGUACUACCGGCCUGUCUGCAUUCUCCGCAAUGGCCGCAAUAUGACAUUUGCCACGCUCUGCGAGUUCCACAAUCAAGUACGUUGUGCCAACGAUCUAAGAAGACAAGGUCAUGGCUAUGUGGUCCCCAUCUUUCAAUACCAACAUGAUGGUGGCUGCUAAACAAAAUGAUUCAUUUAGAGUGGUUUUGCUCAAUCAAAGAGUCACAUUCAUGACCAAAAAACUCGAAAUAGCAUUUCAAAACAUAAAGCUCAAAAUUCUUCAUUCCCUCCCUGGAUAAUGAAGAUUCGAAAAGCGAUGAGGACACAAAUAUGGAUGAAUUUGAAUGGGAUGAUUCUCCUACCAGCUUGGACCAGUGUGACAGUAAAGGCUCUCUUAUAGGACAUCAGCUUGACAACAGAUAUAACAACUAUCAAGGAAAAUUGUAUUACCUACAUAAAUAAGAUUGUACGGCUCCAAAUGUAAUUCAAACAAAAUAAAAUGUGUCCGAGAUACAAUUCCUUUUAACGU